Labrus mixtus (cuckoo wrasse) is the source of this 2057-nucleotide messenger RNA. It is a transcript of the gene bhlhe22, whose product is annotated as basic helix-loop-helix family, member e22. NCBI's taxonomy places the organism in Eukaryota, Metazoa, Chordata, Actinopteri, Labriformes, Labridae. The transcript has a single exon. The coding region runs from base 278 to 1084 and encodes 268 amino acids. The record is from RefSeq and is a predicted model, not a curated record. Gene Ontology annotation, molecular function: protein dimerization activity.
CGGGCGUCUCGUGCGUAACGAGGAUGAUCGUGGAGAUCCGGUGAAGGUGAAUCAGAGACACAGAAAGAGAGAGAGAGAGAGCGAGAGAGAUAGAGAGAGCGAGAGAGAGGCAGGAGAGAGCAGCACUUAAUACACGAGUCUCCUCCUCGUCUCCACACCUCAGCUGACAAGUCAGGCCAGCCUGCAACUUCACACAACUAAACUCUUUACAGUCAAACAAGGGGAAAAAACUCAGAGAGACGCGUAAAGAGUUUCCAGGGGCGGAAUCCACGCGGCUAUGGACAGAAGGAUGAACUUGAACGGCGGCGCAGCGGACAUUUUUCACAAAACUCUCAGCGCAGUAUCCACUAAAAAGAUGGACCAUUUCAGGUCGUCGGCGGGCAUAGAACUGCCAGCAAGAGACCGCCAGUCACCUAUCAGCUGCUUUGACCAGACCGACCAGGACCCGAUCCAGCCGGGAGGACUGGCAGGAGGUAGAGGGGGGCCGCUGGGUCUGCCCACCGGAUCUUUGUGCGUCAACUUCGGCGAGAGCGCCAACAGGACCUCGGUGGCCGAGAGCAGCGGCGGAGAGCAGAGUCCCGACGAUGACAGCGACGGCAGGUGCGACAUGGUGCUCCUGGCCGACGGGCGGACGGUGCCCGCGGGGAAAGGCGAGGGAGGUAAGAAAACCAAAGAGCAGAAAACAUUGAGGCUAAACAUCAACGCCAGAGAGAGACGGCGGAUGCACGAUCUGAACGACGCGCUGGAUGAGCUCAGAGGGGUCAUCCCUUACGCGCACAGUCCGUCGGUGCGCAAACUCUCCAAAAUUGCCACUUUGCUGCUCGCGAAAAACUACAUCCUCAUGCAGGCACAGGCACUGGAAGAAAUGAGAAGGCUGGUGGCGUAUCUCAACCAGGGCCAGGCCAUCUCCGCUGCCUCCAUACCCGCCACUACUGCGCUUGCGAAUCCCGGCUUGGGCGCGUACGACCAGCCGCCCGGAUACCCCUUCCCCACCGGAGUGGCCGGGUCCUCCUGUCCCGAUAAAUGUGCCCUGUUCAACAAUGCCACCUCCAGCCUCUGCAAACAGUGCACUGACAAGCCUUAACUUCGGCUCACGGACUCACUAAGAAGCACAGAAGAGAAGAGACACCACUUUUAAGGACACUUUUGGAGAGGAGAACCUGCGAGGCUGCUGUUGUCCAAGUCAGUAGGCUAGAGACAAAGAAGUAAUGCCGAUGAAUACUUUUAUAAUAUUUACUAAAUGCAUUCACAACGCGCUUUUUUUGUUCAAACAAUACUUGAUUGUGUAUAUAAAUCAUCCUUGAAGUGCUGGUAUGAAUGACAGAAGACCAAACAGAAGUCAGUAGGCCUAUGAAUGACAGAGAGUUGUUGAUCACUUGCUCUGUUCUGGACCUUUUGGAGAUUUUGGUGACCUGACAACCUGCGACUUUUCCCCCUUCCAUCCUCACUUUCUGCUGCUUCCUCCCUUAUUUAUUUUAUUGGGCCUAUUUUGUUUCAUACAUCAGAAACAUUUUUUGCUUUGCUAACUGGUUGAAGGCCUGACGAAUGAACUUUUCGACUGAGCACGUGGAAUGUCACGGUCAAGGAAAAGUUCAAUGAAAAUGAUAAGUCUUUAGAUCAGUCAGAUAUUUAUGUGCUAAUCCAGACAGUGUUAAGAGUUACUCACGAGAGUUUAAGUUCUUUUUGGAGGUAUUGUGACGCAAAAAUGGCAGACAAAUUAAAAGAGCAUGACUCCAGGUUUAUCAGCUCUUACGAUGUGUUGUUGUUUUUUGUUAUUUAUUUAUUUGGCUAUUUGUAUGGGAUAUUUCGCUGCAUUGCACAUUGUAGUCUCUAAAUUGGUGUAGGCUGUUUUUUGUUUUUUUUGUUGCGUCUUUUUUCCUUCUCACACAAACGAUUGAGAUCUUCGGAUGAAUCGCGUUGUCAGGUCAAGCUGUGGACUAUUUGUUGAUACUUUGGUUAUUAUAUGAACGGAGAGGGCCAUUUGUAUGUAUUUCAGUGUUAAAAAAAAGCUUUAUUAAAAUAUUUUGAACAACAGAAAACUUUUGUUCUUUUUUUUU